AUGGCAACACACGAUAUGGACAACCAUGUGAUCAUGGUUUGGAUUGAGGUGGACAAGUGCUGGAAAGUGGGUCCCACAAGAGGAGGAGAAGGGGAGGGGACUGGGGAGAGGAGGAGGGUGGUGGUGGUAGGGUGUGAUGGUCCUAAAAUCGAUGUUGACGUCUGA
Dovyalis caffra is the source of this 165-nucleotide messenger RNA. Lineage: Eukaryota; Viridiplantae; Streptophyta; Magnoliopsida; Malpighiales; Salicaceae. The record is from the annotation of a GenBank genome assembly.